Messenger RNA from Fundulus heteroclitus (mummichog), 5549 nucleotides. RefSeq names its product androglobin (gene adgb). Bases 109 to 4353 code for a protein of 1414 amino acids. Gene Ontology annotation, molecular function: oxygen binding; calcium-dependent cysteine-type endopeptidase activity; protein binding. Gene Ontology annotation, biological process: proteolysis. The transcript is spliced from 35 exons. Lineage: Eukaryota; Metazoa; Chordata; Actinopteri; Cyprinodontiformes; Fundulidae. The record is from RefSeq and is a predicted model, not a curated record.
CAAGGCCGGUUGCGUAGCAACUGUCAAACUUCCACGGGCAGACUGGGAGACGCUAAUCAAACGAAUCUAAUGAAGGCGCUUCAAGUUACUUCUUUUUGAUCAAACACGAUGUCCAAAACACAGCUAAAGAGAAAGGACCCGUCGUCCAGCAAAACUUCUUUACCUGACCGACACACGGAGGCAGCCAACUCAUCCGAGAGCCUCGGCAAUGUCGGGAAAAGCAGAGUUUACAUCUGGCCUGAGUGGAACGAUGCCGAAGUCAGCAAGGAGAAGUGGGACUCGUCUAAAGGAUCCGAAGGCAGAAAGCCAAGCAAGAGUCGUAAUUGUCUAUUCUUUGAAGAUCCAGAGGGAAAGCCUCCUUUGCCAUCAGUCCUGAAGGUGCACGUAUGGAGGCGCCCUGCAGAGUUUAUUGUUGAGAAGGAUGUCGCUGUGGUUGAAAACCACAUGGACUUCGACUUGGUCUCCCCCAACAAUCAUUUGUUUGGUUGUGAGCUGAUGAGGUGGAUCAUCAGUGAGAUCCAUAUUGUUUGGACCCUUUACACCCGCGGCUCAACUACACAGCAAGAUGGCUGGAGACCAUGGGAGCACAUCUAUUCGCUGUGUGAUGUGGUGACAGGUCACGUGCCGCUUUACAACAGCUACGGGAAAUAUGUGAUCAGACUUUACUGGAUGGGUUCCUGGAGAAAGAUAACCGUGGAUGAUUCCAUGCCAUUUGAUGAGGACAAUAAUCUGCUUCUCCCUGCCUCCACUUGUCAGUCAGAGCUAUGGCCAAUGCUGUUGGCUAAAGCUCUAAUUAAAGUAGCCUGCACAAGUCCAGCUUCCAGGAUUGGCAGGGAGAUGGGUGAAUUCACCUUUAUCCACACCCUCACUGGCUGGUUGCCAGUAAUAAGUCCUAUAAUGCCGGGGUACUCAAGACAAAUAUGGGAUUUCCUUCAAGACACCAUUCCUAAUUUUAAACACGAGGAUGAGAAUUUGACAGGGAUGAAGGCUGCCAUUGAAGAUCCAGCUGAAGGGACCGAUUCCCAUCCAAAUGACAAUAAGAGUCUGCUGCUGGAGACGGAUAACAGCAAAGAUGCCCUAAAAGUGGCAGUAUGUGCCAGCUUCUACCCUUUUCUACACCAAAAAUCCUUUGGCCUUGUUCAAACGGGAAAUUCCUCAGAGCUUUUACGUCAUUAUGGCUUGUCCAUGCUGCACAGCCAUGUUGUUCUGUUGACCAGAACACGUGCGUGUCAACUGGACCCUCCCCCCAAACCUCCAACGGUGCCCCGCUGGAAACUCAUCCGUCCGAUCAAGAAGAUAUUGAUGUCUUCUGAGCCACAAUACCACCCUUUGCCAAAACCAGAGCAAUUCAUCGAGCUUGCCAGCCCUUUUCUUUCUCACAGUGUCAUAAGCAGCGGAGGCUGCAUCCCAGAUUUAGAGGCCAAGCAGAGCCCUCUAAGGAAGCGUCUCCAAGGAUCCCCUUUGAUGUCGAUUUCGGAGACAGAGGAGACAGGGAGCCUUGAGCCUGAUGAAGCUGAACCAAACAGCACGGGCGAGCUGAAGGUUACAGCAGAGGACAAGAUAAAGGACAAUGAUCACAUCUCCAAUGAUCAGCCAACAUCUGCAACUGAAAAGCCUGCAGCUACGGAUGGCAGGCCUCUACUAAAGACCUGGGUGGACAUUGAUGACUUUGCAAAAUGUUUUCAAACUCUGUUGGUCUUUCAUAAACCCCAGAUGUACACUAAUCAUAUCCAGAGAUCACAUUUUAAGAGCACUGUCCUGCCAAAAGAUAUGGGAGGUAUCGGCUGCUCUGGAUCAUCCUAUCAUCUUUCCAAUAGAUCUGUGGAUGUAGCAAGUGCUGAGUGUUCGGAGGUGAGAGGGACUUACUAUCUUUUUGUCGACUCCCUGCAACCUUCCCAGAUUCUCAUCAGUUUGUCUGCCCUUCUUCUCUGGGGGGACAUGGGUGAGGAGACAGCUCCUAUAGAGAAACAGUUGCCUGGAGUACACAGAUCUGCAGGGCUGCUUAUUCAACCUCACUCCUGGACAAGCUUGCAGUCUCAGCUUCCAAUUCUCACCAUCAAGACCACCUACUCAAAGGCAGCUAUGCUUAGCUUACCAGCAGGGCGCCAUGUGUUUUGCCUCCAUGCACAUGGGACUCUGGGCUACCACAUCCACCUGUGCAGCGAGACAGAGUUCUUUUUUGGAGAUGAAGAAACCAUCAUGCCCCACCUUGCAAAGGAAAGUGCUCGCUUCACUGUGCAGGCCUUGUCCAUAUUCAGGGCCUUGUCCAGAGUGGUUGCUUCCUUUAAUGAUGAGCAGACGCUGCCAUCACUCAGAAAGACUCUGAAAGAGACUCAUUUUCCCCACACCUGCUCCAUCACAGGGUCAUGGACACACCAAAAGGUGUUUAACUCAGCAGUUUACCACAUGGUUUGUGAGGCCCUGGGCAGAAACCCGUCAUCAGAGGAGCACUUUGCACUUAAAGCCCUUACUGCUGACCCCUCGCUCGUGGCCUCUGACCUACAAGUAUCACCUCCAACAUUAGAUUCAAAACCAUCUGAAAUAUGGAAAGACAGGGAGCCAACAGACAAAGAAACCCAGGCAGCCAUCAUUCUGCAAGCUGGAUUUAAAGGAUACUUGGUUAGAGGGGUGGUUAAUGCCUCAAAACCUGGUACAAAGGAAAACCUAAAGGCUUCCAAGAUCCUUUCAGAUAUGUGGCUGAAGAUUGAAUCCGAUGCAGACAAACAUGCUGCCUUCCUGCUACGGUACAUCAUAAAAAAUUCUGAGAAGAAGGGAGAACUCUACCCCUGUCUGCAGGAUGAAUCUACAAGAAUCACCUUUGCUGAUUACUCCGUAUCUUUCCCAGAGACGGCCCACUCCUGGGCUUUGAUCUUCAGAGAGGUACUCCUUGUUCCAGAAGAGAUGCUGCUGGUACCAAUCGUCUUUUCUCCUGUUCCUAACUGUUACCUGCAUGUCACAAACAAUGAUACGGGAGAGGAGGUCGAGAUGCUCAAAGUGCUUCCUCAUGUUUAUAAACCCAACAAGCUCGGUUAUACGUUUGUUGCAGAGGUAAACAGACCUGGCAUCCCUGCCAGUGACGCCAAGUGGAGGAUGCGAUUGAUCUCUUCAAAAGAACCACUUCCAAAACUGUCUCGUGAACCUCCUCUCAGUGUAUUCUCAGUGAAGGAAUUCCAAGAUUAUUACAUUCCCAACAACAAAAAUCUCAUAUGUCGUUACAGCGUUCAGGUGACAAGAGAUGUUCUCGGCACAAUUCAGUUUGAAACUUCUGAUCCACACGUUUUGAUACACCUGUCAGUCUUGGACCAAGAGAAGGAGGUGGCUGGUUACACUGGGAACGGCUUUGUUGUACUCCCUGCAUUUUUCUUCCUGGCCAACAAAGGUUGUGGUUCAUCAGACCCCAGUUGUGCAGAUGAAAACAAACAAAUUCUACCCUUAAACCAGGAUAUUCCCCAACAAAGAGACUGUGCAGACAGCGCCGCAGUAAGAUCAGACGUCUCCUCUGACCAAAGCCAGGAUCAUAAGUAUGUGGUGCAGGCAGAGGUUCUCAGUAGCAGCUGGAAUUUGGAUGAAUCCCAGCUGGCUUUUGUCCAUAUGCUACAAGAAAUGAAGAAGAAUGAAAUGCGAGUGUUCAAGCAUGAAGAUUUAAAGUCUUCCUCUACAGUCAGCACAUCAAGCCAAGAUGGAAACAAGCCGGACGCACAAAAAACUAGCCGCAAAGGUGAAGCUGACAAGCAGAAAGGGAGAACAGCUGCUGGCCACAGAUCUGGGCACAAGCAGGAAACGAGCCUGGACCUCACUAAGGCAAACUGGACACUGCGGAUCGUCACUGACCAGACCAAACCAGAGUGUAUUGAAGUGAAGAAAGAGACUGAGCGAGCGGACCAGAUUAGAUCCAAUAAAAAAGCCUGGGAAAUGGCCGAGCCAGGACGCUCUGAAAAGGCAUUUCAGUCCCGCGUCCAGUUCCUCAAUCAAGUUCAGCUUAAGGAAAGUAAUGAUGCUACUUCAGAUGAAAGCAAAGACAUUGCUCCCUCCGACUCUGAACCUGAUACCCAUAUCAGUCCAGCCAAUGGUAAAAUGGCUGCCCCCUUCUGGCCCCGUCUUCACAUAGACUACAGUCACUUGAUCAGACACCAGAAGGACUAUCCAGAGCUAAUGGACUCUCAGCAAGAGGAGGCCAGGCAGCAGGAGCGCUUUAAAAAGAUCCAGAGCUAUCGGUUGGCCCGUGAAAAAGUGCUGGAGCUUUUCAAUCAGCACAUGGUGGAACAAUGUGAGCUAAUGAAGCAUAACCUCGAGGUCUAUGAGAAGAUGCUGGAGGCCAGUGAGAAAUCGUCAUAUGAUUGCAAAGAACUUUGAAGCCAUCUGAUGAAGACUUUAAACAAGGAGCAAGUGGAGAAACCAGCUUUAGAGGAGCCUGAAGCGGCAGUUUCAGAGAAAACCGCUGCCACUCCUGGCCUUGAGAUUCAAUGUCAGUUCAGCUCAACAAGUCUGCUUGAACUCUUAAGAACCUCAAUUUAAUUUGUGUCUUGCUCUUUAUGGCACAUCGCCAAACCAAACGUUUGGUUGCACAAUUCAAAGGUGCUUUUGCUGCGGUCUUAAAGGUUACUAAAAAGAUACCGCAGGCCGUAGAUGUUCAUGAAUGUAACGAUGCAGUGCAGUGGAUUAGAAGUGAAUUUAUUUUUGCAAUUCAAAUAAAAAAAGACCACAUGGAUUAUUUUAAAACAGAAUGAGGUAUUACAGAUAUUCCGUUAAAUUUGAUGAUUAUAGUGUAAUAGUAAUACAUUUGAGUAUUUUAACAUUUUAGAAAAGAAAUGUUGGCCAACUGAAAAGUAUUGCAUGUAUGGUACAUUAUAUACACUCAAUACUCAGAUUGGGCUCCUUUCACUUUAAUUACUGCAACAAUAUACCGCAGCGUGGGGCGGCGUCAGCCUGUGUCUCUGAUGAGGCAGUAAAGCAGUUCAGGGUGGCCUUGAGCUCAUCUGUUGGCUCUGGGGUUUCUCAUUUUCAACUCUUCCCCCAUAUGCUGGGACCUUGAUUUUAUGAGAAACAAAAUUUCAGAUUAGCUGUAAGCUCUAUCCAUUCAAAUUUAACAGUAAUAAACUCUUGAAAUACAUCAGAGUUUUGAAAUUAAUCUAUAUGAGUUUCACUUUGAAUGGACUUGCAGAGCUAAAUGACUUUUGAUAAAUAUUUGUAUUCACCUGCAGGUAUUUUGUUUGUUGAUUUCACUACUGUGACAAACUAUUUACUCCUUCCACUUUUAAUAACAUAAGAUGAAUAAACUUUUUUUGGUUUAUUUUAAUGCUUUUCCUAGUUAAAGAGCUGUUUUAGAAACUGUUUCAUGUUUGCAGUUCAACAUUUCUUCUUUUAAAAGUGAAAUGGAAAAUGUCUUUACACAGACAUUUAGGCUUUAAGAGUGCAGCCUCUUUUUGACGCCAGCUCUAGUUUCAUUUCUAAGUAAAAACUAGAUAUCGAACUCUCCAGUGUGAUAUGGUACUUUGUCAUCCAUCACAAAGGCAUUUGGAUUUGUUUUUAUAAAUAAAAGAGAUCGUUUU